Knipowitschia caucasica is the source of this 1338-nucleotide messenger RNA. NCBI's taxonomy places the organism in Eukaryota, Metazoa, Chordata, Actinopteri, Gobiiformes, Gobiidae. The record is from the annotation of a GenBank genome assembly.
AUGGGCGUAGCCAUGGUGGAGCUGGUGGAGCUGAGACUGAUGGACUGGAAGACGAAGGAGCCAUUCACGCUGAGAGGACAACGCAUCUUCACGGCGCAUGAGGAGCCAAGCUGCUCCUUUGCUGACCUGGAGCACGAAGGCGGUAACAUCGGUCGUGCUCUGCAGGGACCAAUCCGGCGGUGCAGCAUGACCAGAGGAUCGGACUGCACCGUGAAGCUGAGGCCUGUGAUGGUGCACGGGCAGUUGGUGUGCUUGCCCUCUGUCCUUACAAGCAAGGUGGGACUGCCUUGGUCUGAGGGCCCACUUGAUUACCAGGGCGGAGGUAGACCGGCGUGGAGAGACCACAUCACUGCGGGCGGGAUCAACGCCUACAACGGGCACCUGAUCAUCACUACUGCCAGGAGAGCUGAGGAGCUGUCGGCCCUAGGGGACGCCCAUGCUAGGGCAGGCCCCCCACUAUACAAGGCUGAACCUGUGGAGCAUGCAAUCGAACUGAGGAGAGCCAGGUCUAUCGAGCGAGCCACAGACCCGAGGAGAGCCGCUCGUAAGUGGGAGGCAACGCUCAAGAAGAAUAGGGGCUCCCCUCAUACUGCCCCUGCUGGGAGGUCAGGAGACUUCCACGGGUUCAUCUCUACUAAGGAGCCAAGGGGAUCCCGCAAUCUGAUUAGCGAUGUUGAGCCGAAACUUCAACGAAAGUCCCCGGUUAAGAAGCCAAGGGACUGUGACGGUAUCCAUGAUAACUUGAGUAAAGAACUUCUCCGGAUGCUGGCUGCUGAGGGACGGCAUGGACCAGGGCGCGUCUACCCCGAGAGGAGCCCAAGGGAUUCUUCUUAUCCCUUUGCUGAUAAAAAGGCCAGGGGCUCUCCUUACCCCGCCCCUGCUAAGAGGGUGAGGCAUGAUCCCAUGGACACUUCAAUGAACUUUGAGAGGCAGGUUUCAGUUGUCCAGCCAAUGCCUAAACUGGAUGAAGAACCUUACUUUAACUUCCGAGGCCCGGUUCCAUCGCCAACACCUCCGAUCCCUGAGCCUCUGAGCCCAUCGCCCUGGUGUGCUCCAAUAGAAGAUGAUGUGUCCCCUGAUUUGGCUAUGGCAUUUCCCGAACCUGAGGCUAUGAACGUUACGAUGCUUGAGUCUGAGGUCCCGGUGGUAGCUGAUCCUGUGGCCCUACCUGAAUCCGGGGAACCAAUACCUGUGCAGUCCACUGACCUCAUACCCUCCUAUGGCUAUGAGGACUUCAUGAGGGAGUUUAACCGGCUGCUGGAGGAAGAGUGCCCGGAAUUAACUAUGCCGGAGCCUAUAGCUUACGGAUCGAAGCGGCUCCCUGAGGACUCUGAGUAA